This is a messenger RNA of Cannabis sativa, 1728 nucleotides long. RefSeq lists its product as uncharacterized. The record is from RefSeq and is a predicted model, not a curated record. The transcript has 4 exons. Bases 391 to 1329 code for a protein of 312 amino acids. NCBI's taxonomy places the organism in Eukaryota, Viridiplantae, Streptophyta, Magnoliopsida, Rosales, Cannabaceae.
UUAAUUUUUGGAAAAAAGAAAAAGGGAACCGAAGAAGAAAAAGAUAAGGGACCCCGGGACCCUACCUACUCUCUGAGAGUCUUCAGAGAAAAAACUGACCUCUUCAGGCGCACACAAUCAAACCAAACAUAAUACCCAUAAGAACUUCCCUAAUUUCUUCUCUUCUAAUCAUUCAAACCAUCUUUUCCUCUUCAAUCUUCUGGGAUUCUUUUUCUAUUGCAGGUUAUACAUAAAUAUACGUUUAUGUAAGCCUUAUACGAAAGUGUUCUUUACUGGAUCGAGGUAUUGCUGUUUCUUCUUGUAACUAGCCGAUCGCUUGGCUUGGUGUUUCUGAUACAUGUGCAAAACACAGGCCAUGCUCUUGUCCAUCUUAUAGAAAUUAGACCAGUCAUGCCUUUCAACAGUUAUAGCACUAGAAGGUUUCAACUGAAAAUAUCUGACAUGGAUGAGAUUCAGUUGAUUACCAACUGGGAAGAUGUGAUUUGUCCCAUAUGUUUGGAUUUUCCUCACAAUGGUGUACUUCUUCAUUGCUCAUCUUAUGAGAAGGGAUGCCGUCCUUUUGUUUGUGACACAAACCACUUGCACUCAAAUUGUUUAGAUCGUUUUAAAAGUGCAUAUGGGAUGUCACCUUCGUCCACAAUUGAUACAGUUAACGAGGAAAACACUGAGCCUUUGGUUUCAGAGGAAAACUCCAAAUCAAGCUGUCCCUUGUGUAGGGGUGAUGUUACUGGUUGGAUGGUCGUUGAUGAGGUCCGUUCAUAUCUGGAUGAGAAAAAGCGUUGCUGUGAUGAGGAACGGUGUACUUUUACAGGCACGUACUCAGAACUCCAGAAACAUGCUCAAAAGGAGCACCCUCAUGCUCGACCGUCAAAAAUUGAUCCUGCAAGGCAGCUUGACUGGGAAAACUUCCAGCAGUCCUCUGAGAUUAUUGAUGUUUUGAGCACCAUUCAUUCAGAAGUCCCACGGGGUGUGGUUCUAGGAGACUAUGUGAUAGAAUAUGGUGAUGAUGAAACUGGAGAUGAGUUCGAGGACUUCCCCGGGAAUAAAGGUAACUGGUGGACCUCCUGUAUCUUGUAUCAGGUGUUUGAUAAGUUCAGGAAUUCCAGAAAUAAAAGAAGGUCAAGAGUUAGUGAUGCAAGAAGAGGUAGUCGCAGAUCAAGUUAUGAUACUUCAAAUUCCGACGAGGGUUCUGUGGCAUCUGUAGAAUUUGCAGAGUACAGGGUAGACGAAACUGACGACGAGUUUGUAAGCUCAAAUGCCCCCUCGAGGAGUGGCUCCACUCACCGAAGGUUUUCUCGAAGACAUCGUUCCCGCUUCUACGACAAUUAGUGUUUGAAAUUUGAAUAGAAGCGAAAGCAUGGGGGAAUGAUAGAAGAUGCAAAUGGAAGUAAAAAAACACUGGAUUUGUUGCUAUGGUUUCCUCAUAUGACAUAUAAAAAGCUGCAUCUGGAUCAUGACUUGUUAAGUUUUAGUACAAUGUCUUAUGUCUAUCCCCAUGGAUUUGGAACUUUCAAUGACAAUCCCAUAGUUUGUUAUUUUCUUUUAUUUUCCGCUUAGUAAAUUUUGGUAUUGUUCAUGGCUGCUGACAUCCAUUCUCUCAUCGAUACUUGAUUAAUCGUUCUUAAUCCAUCGGUGAUAAUGGAUGAUUAUGCUGGGUCCUAAUCUGUUUGUGAUAAUGUGAUCGAACUCCAUGGAUGUAUAGAAAUCAGUUUUAGGCUUUUUUCAUUA